This is a messenger RNA of Bactrocera oleae (olive fruit fly), 439 nucleotides long. The record is from RefSeq and is a predicted model, not a curated record. NCBI's taxonomy places the organism in Eukaryota, Metazoa, Arthropoda, Insecta, Diptera, Tephritidae.
AUGAAAAAAUACGCCCAAACAAAAUAAAGCAAAAAAAAAGCGAAAACAGUUAACUUUAUAUUAGAAAAAAAUGCUUAAACAAAUCUUUAGUGCCGUUACUGCACCACGUACGAAACUGGUAUUAGUGGUGCGAGGUGAUUUAAAAAUGUCUAAAGGAAAAACUGCUGCACACCGUGCGCAACAUGCCAGCUACUUUUGCUAUCAACAAUCUCAAAAGGAACAAGAUAAGCAAAAAUUAGUAGAAGCUUGGUCAACUUUGGGACAACCCAAAAUUGUAUUGCGUGUAAAUACCUUAGAAGAGCUUACAAAUUUACAAAAUCGUGCUAAAAAUGCAGGUGUAAUCGCUGAAUUAGUACGAGAUGCAGGACGUACGCAAUUAGAAGCUGGUACAGCAACAGUUUUGGGCAUUGGACCGGAUAUAGAAAAAAAUGUAGAUUGA